ACUGCUUACACCAUAUUCCGUCACUUUCUUUCACGUUUUUAUCUUUUUUUUUUUUUUUAUUUCUAUCAUUCCUCGCCAACCCUCUCCCAUAUCUUUUCUCUUGCAAAACCCAUAUAUCUUUUCUUCAUAUCCACCUCUUUAUCAACAUCUGGACUCUUUUUGUUUUUAUUGGGAGGUGACGAUGAUAAUGAUGAUGACGGCGAAAGAUGAGUGGGUUCGGGCGGCGAUGACGGACGACAACGUGGUGGUGGAGUUGCUAGUAAGGCUAAAGCAAGGGCAGGCCGCGCCUCCUACUCCGAAAUCUGCGGUGGCUGGACUUAAAUGGGGGAUACGUCAGCCCAGGUCUAGACCUAUGCUGAUGCGGUGCGACGCUGAGAGAGAUGGAGAUUUUAAAGUCAGCACUAGAGGUAGCCCCACCACUCCUCUUUCUUGGAGCGGUGGUGGCGCCGCCGCCUCUCCUUCCGCUGCCGAAGGCUUUGAAGAGACCAGCAGACACGUCCUUGGCUCUCGACCAGCUGCGCCUUACAGAUCCAAGGGCACUGCUGCUAAUGAAACCACUAGCACAACAACCAAGAGAUCAAGAAGAAAGAAGACAUUUGCUGAACUUAAGGAGGAGGAAAAUAAGCUUUUGAAGGAAAUGAUUUACUUGAAGAAGGAGAUAGCAUCGAUGCAUGCCGCUUGUAACGAACAUAGGGCCAGGAAUGAGAACUUGAAAAGAAUUAAGCUUGAUUUGAACUUGCACACUGCAAAGAACCCGGGUUUAUUUGCUGAUGAACCCGAGAAAGUCCCUUCUUGUCAACCCAAUCAGAGAGUACCCUCUUCUCUUGACUACAUUCCUUCAACAUUGCCAUUGCACGCCAUUGAUGAUCGGAAACCACUGUCAGAUUCUUGCGAUGAUGGCAAGGCAAUUUCUAGCGAGGAGACUUUUUUCUUACUGCCUGAUCUAAAUAUGAUGCCUGCUGAAGAUGAUUCUGUCACUGAGAUUUUAUAUGGGACUAGCUGAAAAGAUGAGUAGACUUCUUUCCCUUCUCGCAGCCAAUGGGUGUGAGAAAGUGGAGGGGACUUACUAGAAAACAGUGACACUGGCCAAGGAGCUAUUUUAUUUGCUAAUGUAAACUACACUGCAACUCAGGCCAAGCAGCCAACCCUGGUAGAGGCAGAAGAAGCUGACGGUUAACAGAGAAGAUUUUGAAGGUAGUUUUGAAAUCCUAGCCUGUAGAUGGUAGAUAUACUUGUCACAAUGCAGGUUGCUACAUUCCUCCGAAAUUCGUCGGGGUAAACCCUCAUUACUUCUUUGUUUCGGAAUUAUGUCGAAAUAGGGAUAACCUGAUAGCCUUGCCUAUGUAAGCCUCUUGAAACUAAUUUCACAAUUUUGUUCUUACAAACUCUGUUUUCUGUACCCCUUUUGCAAUUGUUCCUUUUUCUCGGGGGAGGAAUUUCAGAAAUGACUUUCCAGAAUCCUUGAUGGUACUAUUUCAUUAUAAUCUUCUUUACUAGUGAAAUCUCUUAAAUGAGCCAAAUUUUUGCCAAUUAGACCAGUAACAUGAUCUUUACCUUUGUUACUAAGUAGUAGCAUU
This is a messenger RNA of Durio zibethinus, 1577 nucleotides long. RefSeq lists its product as uncharacterized. The record is from RefSeq and is a predicted model, not a curated record. NCBI's taxonomy places the organism in Eukaryota, Viridiplantae, Streptophyta, Magnoliopsida, Malvales, Malvaceae.